AUGCGUAUAUUGUUCGCUCCUAAACAUCAGAAACUGGUCAAUCAAUGCUAUCCUCCCGGAAGAACGCCGGAUAAGAAGCCCAAAUCUUCGGAGACGUCAUACUUACUGUAUUAUGUUAACUCAAGGCGUACCAAACUUGAAAAGGUAAGUACUUAUCUAACGAAAAAAUGCACAAAUGAUCUCAAUCAUAGAAGAAUCGGCAAUGUCAUGGUCACUUUAGAGAUAAUGAACAAGAUAGUUAAUCACUGUAAGGAGAAUCUGAAUGUUUUCGUCAAGGACUUCCUACAAAUUAUGACGAGAACCCUUUCGAACAACAACGUGAACAACGAUACGGGUAUUGUUCAAAGGACUGAAGAGAUAUUCGGUAGCAUUUGCAAAAACAUUGAUGGUGCCCUGUGCAAUGGUGAUGCUGAGUUCAUGAAAAUGUUCGACGUUUUCGUGAACUUAUAUCUUCAAGUGGUUAGAGAGAGGAUUCGGGACGACGACUUAUUACUAAGAGGUUGUACUGAUAUCUCUUCAGUUGCAAACUUGGCCAGCAAUCAGCAGGCUAGUAAACUGCUUUCCAUGGCGGCUGAAUUGUCUUUGCAAAAGUUUCAGGAAAGAAAUCCACAAUAUAUUCACGAAAGCCUUAGCACUACUGAGCAGCCCAUAACGAAGAGACUGACGAGAACACAAACACAUGCGGUGGGGCUGGAUGAUAUAUCUAAUCAUAAUGAUUUAGCUGUGGCUGCAUUACAAUCAUUUUUUAACACUUCAGAAACGGAUAAAUUGACCCUAUCUAUUCGGUCACUUCUUAAGGUGCUUCUCAAAACUCCUAACAAAGAAUUACUUCAGUUCAUAUGCAAUGGAAUCCCUGUCCAACUGAGAUAUAUUGUGAUUCUAAUUUUUAUCAGGCAAUUGAAUAAAAACAAGGAAGAAUCUGUUGUGAUAUUAAAGUUGAUCUCCAGUCUACUUGUUUCUGAGGUGAGUAUUGUCGGCUUGAGCGUUCUAGAUGUGAUGAGAAAGCUGUUAAGCACGCAAUUAUCUGUUGAUACUUCAAAAGAAAUUAGUGAUCAGUGUGCUAUCGCAAUCUCAGCUCUAAAUCAGAAAACCUACUACAAAGAUCAAACUUCCGAUAUGUUUUCGGAGAUUCUGUCACGAAUUAAAGACGAGAAAGAUCAAGGAAACAAAGAGAUGCUUGUGCAAGAUUUAUAUCAGCUGAUCCUAUCUACGACUACACCUUCGUUGAGUUUGGAUCUGUUCCUAGAACUGGCUCCUUUGACAAGCCAUCACAUAGAGUUGUUCGAUAUUGUUGAUAGCAAAGUUUCAGGAAGUUUUUCUAUCAGUAAAUUGUUUGAAUUCAUUGAUUCACAAAAAUCAGAAGAAAAACAGGAAGUCUUGAUGGCUACAGCAUUUGCGAAAUUUAAGACCUUUACCUUAUUAGCCGGGCUGAAGUACUACCUAGAAAAUGGAAGUCCUGAUAAGCGCUCUUACUAUAUAUACCAUUUGAAUGCGGCAAAGUUUCUUGAUUUGAAUGACUAUGCAGUGCAAGCAAGACACAAAAAGGAGAACAGACAACUUUUUACCCGUGAUGACUUAUUAAAUUUCUACUCUGACAGUGGUAGUAACAAAUACUCAGAAAAGGGCAAAAGAAUAUUGUUGUCGAAGGAAAGUAAUUUCUCCACAACUGAUCUUGUGUCUACCAAUGAUGAGCGGGCAAGCGACCGGGCAAUGAACAAGCCAUCCACAGAGCCUAGGACAUUAUCGAAAUUUAAUUUAUCUCCAGACGUUCGUUCUUUGAAGACUUUAAAGUAUAACACACCUAAGGUUAUUGAUUUGAAAAAGGUAGGUUCUGGUAGUCACUUACCGUCAAAACAAAAUGGAGCUCUAAGAGGCUCACAAUCAGUAAAAUCACAUAUCACCAAUAUCACGUUCCUGCUAUCGGAACUUGAUAGCGAUAUUAACGAAAUAAAAAUUAGAGAUCCAGAUGAAGACGAUGUUGUCGGCUUGGAAAAAUCUGAUCUCGCUAGAUCGCAUUCGAUCAAGCUAUCUGCUGUAGAUGCCAAGGGUUCGAAAAGACUGAGUAUACCACUUGAGCUUCAAAAAAAUGAAGAUGAUUUCAAGGAUGCUAAUGAAGAGAUAGAAGUUCCCUCGACUAGGGGAAAAUUGUUCACAACGUGA
This is a messenger RNA of Lachancea fermentati, 2160 nucleotides long. The record is from the annotation of a GenBank genome assembly. NCBI's taxonomy places the organism in Eukaryota, Fungi, Ascomycota, Saccharomycetes, Saccharomycetales, Saccharomycetaceae.